UGUUUGUUUACUUUUGGUAAGAUUUCUUGUUUCUAAAAACGGCGAAAGUUAUAUGUUAGAUGCAUGUUUCGUAAUUUUAAGUCAUUAAAGAGAAAUCACUAUUGAAGCAUAAAAAAGAAAAAUGUCAAUAAGUCAAGAAAUGUUGCAAAACUUCAUGACUCCCGUCAAAGAAGUAUCUUCACUUGGGGAUAUGAAGAAAUGGGAUGAGUCUGAGGCCUUCCAAGAGUAUAUGGGAUUUAUAAUAAGUAUGAAUGAAGCAGUGAAAGGAAAGAAAAUCUCGAGCGUAGCUGUAACAUCUGAAAAUGUUAAAAAAAUGUGUGAAUUGUUGGAAACACUUGACAAAUGGAUUGAUGAAAUACCCCCAAUUGAGCAGCCACAACGAUUUGGAAAUAAAGCAUUUCGAACUUUUUAUGCCAAAUUGAAAGAUGAAUCUGAAAAUCUACUUAAAGAAGCAUUGCCAGAAGACUUUCACCCUUGUGUUGUUGAAAUAGCUACUUAUUUAACUGAAAGUGUUGGGAAUUCCACAAGAAUAGAUUAUGGGACUGGACAUGAAAUGUCUUUUGCAAUGCUCUUGUGCUGCCUUUUCAAAGUGGGAUACUUUAAAGCUGAAGAUGCUGAUCAAGUAAUUCUGAAAAUCUUUGAUAGGUAUUUGACAUUGAUGAGGAAACUACAAGUCACUUACCGCAUGGAACCGGCUGGAAGUCAUGGAGUGUGGAGUUUGGACGAUUACCAAUUCUUGCCAUUUAUUUGGGGAAGUUCUCAAUUAAUAGGACAUCCUCGUCUAGAGCCACGUUCUUUUCCAGAUGAAGAUAUAGCUGCUUCUUUUGCAAAAGAUUACAUGUUUAUGGGCUGCAUCAAAUUUAUAAAUCAAGUUAAAAGUGGACCUUUCUCUGAACACUCUAAUCAACUCUGGAACAUUAGUGCAGUUCCAAUGUGGGAAAAAGUAAAUUCUGGACUAAUUAAAAUGUAUAAAAAAGAGGUCCUUGGUAAACAUCCGGUGAUUCAACAUGUGCUGUUUGGAUCCUUGCUACCAAUUAAAAAGCAUCAAGCCAGUUGAAAAUGUUUCAUUUUAGGUUGAAAGAGCUUUCCUUUUCAUUCCGUUGUAAAUACUUUGUAAUGAUGUACAUGUUAAAUUAUUAAUCGUGAUUAUCAAUCAAGUCUAGAAGUGAACUGUAAAAAGUCUUGUAUACUGGUAAUUUUUAAAUGAAAUGUUGCUUUUUCUCUCCCCUGUUUAUUUUACUAUCUUAUUUUCAAUAAAUGUCACACAAAUUUGAAGCAUUAUAGCUAGAAGAUGAAGUAAAUUAUGUAUGUAGUAUCCUGGUAGCAGAAUUUUUUCAGUAGUCCGCUGAAAAAUUUCUGCAAUCAGGUUACAUA
Uloborus diversus is the source of this 1374-nucleotide messenger RNA. Its product is annotated as serine/threonine-protein phosphatase 2A activator-like. Gene Ontology annotation, biological process: mitotic spindle organization. The transcript is spliced from 10 exons. NCBI's taxonomy places the organism in Eukaryota, Metazoa, Arthropoda, Arachnida, Araneae, Uloboridae. Bases 122 to 1057 code for a protein of 311 amino acids. Gene Ontology annotation, molecular function: protein tyrosine phosphatase activator activity; peptidyl-prolyl cis-trans isomerase activity. The record is from RefSeq and is a predicted model, not a curated record. Gene Ontology annotation, cellular component: protein phosphatase type 2A complex; nucleus; cytoplasm.